GGUUAAUCUACGUCAACACGACUAGUUUAGUAUAGUUUAUUUGUUCGUAUUUGUAGUAUACCAAUAUUUAGUGCAAUUAAAUAACUAAACCAUCAUUGCCAUUUUCAUUUUUUUAGCUAUAUUUAUAAAUAUCUAUUGUGUAGUUUUCAUAUAAGAUCACUGCAUUUCCAAGUUGAUAUUCAAGUAUUCAAGUGAAGUUCUGAGUAUUCAGGCAACUAUAUAGGCGCAACUAGAUCCCAAAUAUUGGGGAUGAUGAAAUUGUUGAAAUUAAAAGUUAUAUUAUUUCACUGUAACACCAGAGGUGUUUAAGACUCUCUUGCGCCCUCCUAAUUGUGCUUAUGGUUAUUAAUAUAAAAUAAACUUAAAAUGACAGAAACAAACAAACAGUCAAUGAAAUGGAAAAAACAUGAAAUUGAAGAACAAAUAGGAUAUGAUCAAUACAAAAAUUCUCAAUCAUGGGCUGGAAAUUUCAAUUUUGUCAUUGGUGCUGACGUUCAAUUAGGAUAUAUUUGGCCGCAUAGAGAACGUGAUGCUAAAGAUUGGAAAAUUGAAAUGGAAAAAGCUAUUUGUGCUGUUGAUAAAAUCAAUAACUUAACUCCUAGGCCUCAGUUUGUAGUUAUUUGUGGUGAUUUAAUAAAUGAAUUGUCUGAUGAUGCAACUGAAAUAAAAGAAUUACAAAUAAACGACUUCCAACAAAUAUUUUCAAAAUUGCAUCCAUCUAUAUCUCUUGUUUGUGUGUGCGGAAAUCAUGAUGUUGGUAAUAUUCCGAACGAAGAUUCCAUCAAUAAGUAUCGCGAACAUUUUGGACAAGAUUAUUUUUCUUUUUGGUGUGGUGGAGUACUUUUCUUAGUAAUGAAUACUCAAUAUUAUAAAAACCGUGACAACGUUAAGAAACAUGCAGAAGAACAAGAUCAAUGGUUAACAGAAAAAUUGAAUGAUAAUAAAGGGCAAAGAAUAAUUGUAUUUCAACAUAUACCAUGGUUUGUAGAAAAUGUAGACGAGAAAACCCAAUAUUUCAAUAUUAAUGAAAACUUCAGAAAAAACAUGUUGGAAAAAAUGCAUGCAGCUGGUGUGUCGCAUGUAUUUUGUGGUCAUUAUCAUAGGAACUGCAUAAAGUUCUAUAAAAACAUCGAAAUAGUCACAACAAACGCUAUUGGAGCUCCUAUGGGCCCAAUGGAACCCUCUGGAUUAAGAAUAGUACAAAUAUAUGAAAAUAAUAUUAUUCAUGCUUAUUACCCACUCGAAAAAAUGCCAAGAUCUAUUAUCAAUUGAGAACAGUCAAUGAACAUAACGAUACUUUUUAGCUAAACUUAAUUUUUGAUUUUAAUUAACACAAUAGAAUUAAUACAAAAAAUGUAUUUAUUAAGUUA
Molecule: messenger RNA, 1370 nt
Organism: Sipha flava (yellow sugarcane aphid)
Lineage: Eukaryota; Metazoa; Arthropoda; Insecta; Hemiptera; Aphididae
Product: serine/threonine-protein phosphatase CPPED1-like
Exons: 7
Coding region: 367-1272 (301 amino acids)
Molecular function (GO): hydrolase activity
Source: RefSeq, a predicted model, not a curated record